UGUUGGUGGUUUGGUUAUUUGCAGCCAUUUUUUGCAAUUUUCCAAACUUUCUGGCGAAUACGUACAUUCACAGGACCUUCAGAGUAUUUUCGAUUCAGUGUUAGUGAUUAGUGAUUUGAACAGUAUAGUAGUGACUUAAUUAGUGGUGAACAGUAUAGUAGUGACUUAUAGUUGUGGUGAACACUAUAGUAGUGAGACAUUUAUAAACUCAGACUUUUUGUUUUGUUUUAUUUAUUAUUUCAAUUCUGCCAUAUUGCAAAAAUGCGUGUAAAAAAACAGUCUGCCAAAACUAUCAGAGCCAAGCGUCUUAAGAAAAUUCAAAAUGCAGAAAAGGAACUUGAGCAGAAGACCUUAGAACCUGAAAAAACAAGUGGUGUCAUCACUGAAACUGGUGAAAAGAAAACUAUUCAAAGUGGUGUGGCAGUACAAACAGGCAGAAAAAAUAUUAAUGGGACGUUUAAAAGGAAGCAAGUAACAGAAGAUAGCCCAGUAUUGAUCAAGAAGAAGAAGCCAACAGACAUGAGCAAAAUUUCCAAUGUGACUGAAGAUAAAGGAACUGAAAGACAGUUGGACCAGAGACAACUAAACAUAAAUUAUUCAAGCAGUGUCGCAAUAACAAGACUACCAACAAAAUUCGAGUUAGCUAUAAGAGAGGGCUAAAUAUUUGUGUCAACAACCCCUGUAUGUCCAAGAAGGUAUUCAAGUGUCUGACAAUUGGCAGAAAGAUAUAGAAAACUACAUUAGCUCACAACAAAAUCAUAAUGACGAUGAUGAUAUAUUAAUAGAUGCAUUAAUUAGGCAGAUUGAUCUUGAAUCAUUUAAGUAUAGUACAACAAAAGAAAUAAAUAAUGUUGUGGUGGAUAAACUAAAUAAUUGUGAAACAAUGGAAGUCGAAAAUUCAAAUAAUGCUGUAAGGUGUAGUAAAAAAGAGGCCAAUAUCUAUCAGUUGGAUGAAUUUCUAGAAGAUGAGGAUGAAGAACCAUUGAAUCCUGGUGGACAAGAAACUUUACUAAACAAGAAUAAUCUAGAAAAUAUCUGUUUUGCCCCUGGGGAAGGAAAAACUCCAAUCCAUUUAAUGCAGGACAAGUACAGUGAUGAACUUUCCUUUCCAAGUCUAUAUUGUGGGAAAAUGAAACAAUUUUUUAUUAAGUAUAGCUACUCAGAUGAAAUUAAAAUACAACUUCAGCACAAAGACAGGAGAUUUGCAAGGACAGAUUAUCUUUUAUACACAUUUAAAAAGAGCCAAAUAAUUUUAUUAACAAAAGCUGUGUAUACAUGCCUUAGGAAGAAGAAAAAUGAAAGUGGAAAAUAUACAGCUGGACAAGUCAUACAACCCGAUUUUAUCGAGCAACUUGUAAAAAAUGAUGAUGGCUAUCAUUUUCUUAAUAAAAUAAAAGGUUCCCCCGCAUACUGGAAACAAGAGAAAACAAAACUAAUGUGUAUGAUUCGACAGUUUGGAAUUCCAACAUUAUUCAUAACCAUUUCCGCAGCUGAAACAGCAUGGCCUGAAUUAAUUGUAAUAUUAGCCAAGGUUAUUGAUGGUAAAGAAAUUUCACUUGAAGAAGCUAAUACCCUCUCUUAUUUGGAAAAGACCUGUUUAAUCAGAACCGACCCUAUAACGUGUGCUCGAUAUUUUUACCAUAGAUUUAAGUUGUUAUUUAAACACCUGAAGAGUGAUAGUGGACCAUUUAAGCAACACCCAAUAGUGCAUUUUUACUAUCGAGUAGAAUUUCAUCAUCGUGGAUCACCCCAUAUCCAUGGAUUACUGUGGUUAGCAGAUGCCCCUAAAUUUGAUGAAACCGCUGAAAGUUUCAAAGAAUGCUGCCAGUUUGCCGACAAGUUCAUCACUUGCCAGGGAGAUCUAGAGAGUGUCAGUGAAAUAAUCCAAUUCAACACUCAUCAUCAUUCAAAAUCUUGCAAGAAAGAUAUAAAGGGAUAUGAGGUUAGUAAAUAUAUCUUAAUGGAUUAA
This is a messenger RNA of Anthonomus grandis grandis, 1969 nucleotides long. RefSeq lists its product as uncharacterized. Lineage: Eukaryota; Metazoa; Arthropoda; Insecta; Coleoptera; Curculionidae. The transcript is spliced from 2 exons. Bases 884 to 1969 code for a protein of 361 amino acids. The record is from RefSeq and is a predicted model, not a curated record.